This is a messenger RNA of Penicillium pulvis, 861 nucleotides long. RefSeq names its product proteasome core particle subunit alpha 7. Gene Ontology annotation, biological process: ubiquitin-dependent protein catabolic process. The record is from RefSeq and is a predicted model, not a curated record. Gene Ontology annotation, cellular component: nucleus; proteasome core complex, alpha-subunit complex; proteasome core complex. The transcript has 5 exons. Bases 1 to 861 code for a protein of 286 amino acids. NCBI's taxonomy places the organism in Eukaryota, Fungi, Ascomycota, Eurotiomycetes, Eurotiales, Aspergillaceae.
AUGACGUCAAUCGGCACGGGCUACGAUCUCUCCAACUCGGUCUUCUCACCAGAUGGCCGCAAUUUCCAGGUGGAAUAUGCCGUCAAGGCUGUCGAGAACGGAGGAACAGCUAUCGGCAUCAGAUGCAAAGAUGGUGUGGUGCUAGCAGUGGAGAAAAUCAUCACUAGCAAGCUCCUAAAACCCGGUUCGAAUAAGAGGAUCGCGACGGUGGAUCGCCAUGUCGGCAUUGUUUCGGCCGGACUUGUACCUGACGGUCGUCACUUUGUUUCCAGAGCUCGAGACGAAGCAUCCUCGUGGAGAGGUACAUACAAAGCUCCCAUCCCUACCUCAGCACUUGCGAACCGUCUAGGUGGCUAUGUACAAGCGUACACUCUCUACUCCAGUGUACGGCCGUUCGGUGUGACUUCUAUCGUCGGUGGAUGGGACUGUGAAGCGGAGCUGGCAGUCGACGGCCAGGUGGGUAGCGGUCCCAAGUCAGGUUCCGGUGGAAAGGUCGAGGGUGCUCCAGCUGGUGGACCUGGUCUGUACAUGAUCGAACCCAGUGGGCUCUAUUGGGGCUACUAUGGCGCUGCCACCGGAAAGGGCCGACAGGCUGCCAAGGCAGAGCUGGAGAAAUUAGACUUGACCUCUGGCAAGCUGUCUCUAUCGGAAGGUGUGAAGGAAGCUGCCCGCAUCAUCUACGUUGCUCAUGAAGAUAGCAAGGACAAGGAGUUUGAGCUGGAGAUGUCAUGGAUUAGCUCAUUGGAUGGUCCUACCAAGGGUCGUCACGAGGAGGUGCCCAAAGAAAUCCGCGAGGAAGCAGAGCGGUUUGCGAAGCGGGCACUUGAGGGCGAGGACGAAGAGGAGCAAAUGGAGGAAUGA